CAAUUUUCAACACUUGAAAUGGCUGGCUUGGAAUCAAUUUGUGUCAAAAUUUCACUAUCGGAUUGUUUUAUCUAUAUAUAUUGUCUAUAUGUUCAACCAUCAUCAAUGGAUAAAGAUAUCUACGAAAAACACAUGUUAGCUAUUAAGUCAAUUGAGAAAAUCCGUACUGAUAAAGACAUCGUUCUGUAUUGUGGUGAUUGGAAUCUUCCUGAGGUGAGAUGGAUACAAAAUGAUGAUGGUGUCAGCUUUUUACCAAUUAUUGGUGACUCAAUGAGUAAUAAAGCUAUUAUAUCCAGGAGAGUUACCACAACACUUUUAGAAAUAGGACUAUCUCAAAUUUGUAACUUUGAGAAUAGAAGCAGCAAUGUACUAGACCUAUUUUAUACUAACAUGCCAGAAUUGACAAUUAUGAAUCACGCAGAAAUUUUAUUGAUACCAGACGAAAUUUCUGAUAAGGCACAUAUUCAAUCUGUGUGUACAAUUGAAUGUCAACCCAAGACGUUUAUCCGAGACGUUCAAAAUGAGCCUCAAUUUUGCUUUAAAAAAGCGGAUUUUGACGGUAUCAGAGAUUACCUGGAACAAGUCCCAUUUGACGAUGUCCUAAAUCAUGACGACAUUAAUGAUAUGGUUAAAGCUUUUUAUGAUAUUAUUUAUGAAAUGUUUGAUCAAUAUGUGCCUCGUUCAUCUCUUCGUAUCUCAAAUAGACCAAUUUGGUUCAACAAGAAACUUUCUCAUCUAAAGAACGUGCGAAACAGAGAAUAUAAAAAAUUAUCCAAAAAUCGUUUGCAAAAUCCAGAGGCUGAUACGCAAUUAUUUACCAAAGCAAUGAAUGAAUUUAACGAAUAUCAAAAACAACGUUAUAACGAGUACAUCAGCGAUGUUGCACGAAACUCGAAGAACAACCCAAAACUAUUUUGGAGACAUGUCAAUGGAAGGAGAAAAUCAAAUAAUAUUUCGUGUAAACUGGAACUAGAGGAUGUUAUCGCUUCAACUGAUACUGAAAAGGCAAAUUUAUUUAUCUGUAUAUGUCAAACAUGGUAAUGACUCGUCACUGAAUCAAUUUA
Molecule: messenger RNA, 1064 nt
Organism: Contarinia nasturtii (swede midge)
Lineage: Eukaryota; Metazoa; Arthropoda; Insecta; Diptera; Cecidomyiidae
Exons: 1
Coding region: 19-1041 (340 amino acids)
Source: RefSeq, a predicted model, not a curated record